Diabrotica virgifera virgifera (western corn rootworm) is the source of this 2187-nucleotide messenger RNA. Its product is annotated as metabotropic glutamate receptor-like. Gene Ontology annotation, biological process: G protein-coupled glutamate receptor signaling pathway; regulation of synaptic transmission, glutamatergic. The record is from RefSeq and is a predicted model, not a curated record. The transcript is spliced from 4 exons. Gene Ontology annotation, cellular component: membrane. Gene Ontology annotation, molecular function: group II metabotropic glutamate receptor activity. The coding region runs from base 1 to 792 and encodes 263 amino acids. Lineage: Eukaryota; Metazoa; Arthropoda; Insecta; Coleoptera; Chrysomelidae.
AUGAAAAAUAUAAACACUACAGCAUUGGAACUUGCUCAACAGCUCCACAUAGCUAAUGCAUCGUCAGCCAACAGAGAAAGACUCUUCUCCUCCACAUUCGGUUUACCAUUCCAAACUACACGAAUUCUUCAGGCUGCCAAAAGGCUAAAUGCCAGUCAAGCAUUCUACUGGGUAGCAAGUGAUGGAUGGGGCAAACAGCAGAAGCUGGUCGAAGGCCUAGAAGAUGUAGCAGAAGGUGCUAUUACAGUUGAACUGCAGUCGAAUAAUAUCCCCGGAUUUGACGCAUACAUGAUGUCAUUGACACCUGAACGAAACACAAGAAAUCCCUGGUUUGAGCAGUAUUGGGAAGAUACUUUUGCAUGUGUUCUUGAAAAGAACAUUCCACUUGAAACUAACUAUACUUUCAAUGUCUGCAGCCCAGAACUUCGAUUGUCUCAACGGGUCGGGUAUGAACAGGAGAGUAAAGUUCAGUUUGUCGUGGACGCAGUGUAUGCUUUCGCACUGGCUCUUCAUAACCUCCAUGAGGAUAUCUGCAAAGAUUAUAAUCAAUCUGGGAUAUGCCCUGCUAUGGUUCAGUACGAUGGAGGAGAAUUCUAUAAAAAAUAUCUACUGAAUAUGUCAUUUACUGACUUGGCUGGAAGUCCUGUCAAAUUUGACGAUAGUGGAGACGGACUUGCAAGAUACGACAUACUCAAUUAUCAACGACAUCUAAAUUCUUCAGGAUAUCAUUAUCGAGUAAGUUUUAUAUUAAAUAAGUAUAAAUUAAACCAUUUUCUUAAAUUCGGCAACUAAGAUAUUUGUAUUUUGUAGAUAACUAUUUGAAGAGAUUUAUGUCCUUUUAGGUCUAAUGGCGUCAUGUGCCAUAUCAGACAUUGCUUGUCAAUUAUUUUGAUUAUUUUUUUAUUAUAAAGCGUGAAUUAUAAAUAUUGUAUAUGGAAUUUUUUAUUUAGCUUAUUGCACAAACUAAGAAAAAUGUUGCAAAUUAAAAAAUUUUACGCUGUACAAACUAAACGUAUAGGUACUAUUGUGCACCAAUUAAUCAAUCAAAGAUAGAAUAAAAACUUUAUUGAUUUUAAUAUAACGCGGGCACAUAAAUUUGGUACACCCUGUAUAUUGAUUUGUAACUAUUUAUUAUAAGUAGUUUUUAAGAAGUGGGUUAUCGUUAAUGAGUUUUUUUCCCUGAAAAAUAAAAGACUUAAGGAAAGAUAGUGAUAUGAAUAGAAAAUAAUUGUUCAGGGUAUUUGGAGAUUAUAACGGUGCUUUGUUAUGCACGAGGCCAGAAGCCACAGGUAAUGAUAUCUUUAGAAAAUAAUGUAAAAGAAAGUUUGGAAUUUUAAUCUCUUUUUGUUUAACCCCGAGUCAAUUUUGUAGAAUUUCCCGAAAGUAAAUAUUAUGAUGGUAGGAAUAUUUUUGAAAGUAUGAUUGCGUUUUUUUGAAUGAAAAAAAGAAUGGGGAAGAAGAAAUGUCUCUGAUUGGUUUGGCAAUUUGGAAUGGGAAGGAGAGAAAGUUGAAUUUUCAGAUAGUUUGGAAAGAGGAAUUAUUAUGUGAUCGGCAUCGCUGAAGAGCAGUCAACGUUUUCGUGGAUAGUUAAAAAGCAAGUGCCAGUGGUUGUUUGAUAGUGGAGAGUGGAGCUGAAAAGUGGAACGAGAGACAGAUCAAAUUUGAGGAGAAAUACCUCUUUGAUUCUGUAUUAUGGUGAGAAGGAGAGGAGAGAAUUUUUGAAGCUGUUUGAAUCGAGUGCUGGUUAAAAGAGGCCGGGCUCGUUGUUUCUUUGGAGAAUUAGUGCUGGUAAGCUGCUGAAUUGAAGCUUGAGAACGGAGAGGGCUUUGAUGGGUAGCCUAACAUAGUCAACAAGGGAGAGCUGUUUGGGUCAAGAGGAGACAUCAUUGUGAGUGAAGCAAAAGGCCAGUCAAUUUAUGUGAAAGAUUUUUUUAUGUUCGGAAACUAAAAUUUUGAGUAAAAGCAUUUGAAUUAAGAUUCCAAUAUUUCAAAAAUUAAAUAGGAAGUAUAAGUAAUUUUUGCGAAUACCUAAAUUUGUUUGUUUAGCUUGUUAUAUCAAAGUCAUCGGGAACAAACCGAUAAAUUUUUAUUUGAACUAGAAUAAAUUUAAGUGGUAAAAAUUUCAUUCGGACAGCUAUGUCCACAGGUUUUAAUUGAUCGAUUUUUAGAGUAUUGAAUUUGAUAAUA